Molecule: messenger RNA, 4808 nt
Organism: Salvelinus fontinalis (brook trout)
Lineage: Eukaryota; Metazoa; Chordata; Actinopteri; Salmoniformes; Salmonidae
Product: A-kinase anchor protein 13-like
Exons: 23
Coding region: 99-3368 (1089 amino acids)
Biological process (GO): adrenergic receptor signaling pathway; positive regulation of canonical NF-kappaB signal transduction; regulation of Rho protein signal transduction
Cellular component (GO): membrane; actin cytoskeleton
Molecular function (GO): MAP kinase scaffold activity; guanyl-nucleotide exchange factor activity
Source: RefSeq, a predicted model, not a curated record
UGGUGUUGAGUCAUUGGAGGCUGUGGUUUAGAUGGUUUUAGCAUUGUAAGGCUAGAUAGCAGCCUGUCUGGGGCUCACAGUCACUGAAAGUAACAGAGAUGUUGUACCGUAGGUUCUUUGAUGUCCAAGGCCUCUCCAAGAAGUUAAAGUGUCGGCGAGGACUAGAGGAAAAGGAUGGAGAGAAGAGUCGAGACAAAGACGAGAGGAGAGAGGCGAAGGCCAGAGAGAGAUGUACGCUGAACGGACAUCACUUCAGCAUGGUCUCCUCCCAGACACAAUCCUCCUCCUGCCACCAAUGCAGCAAAACCAUCAGCACUAAGGAUGCCUUUCUCUGCACCAAAUGCAAUGCACAUGUUCAUAAGAGUUGUAGAGAAAGCCUGCCUGUCUGUGCCAAGGUGAAGAUGAAGUCGCCCAGACAGCAGUUAGCAGUUCCAGAUUCAGCCACCGUUCCUGUUGUCACCCGGAGAACAAAACGAGACUUAAAACCGGCUGCAUCGCGGGAGCGGCCCUGGUCAGCCAUCUUGUCUCCAGAAGACUACUCCUCAUCGGUUGUUCCCUCCCGAAGACACACCUCCAUCAUACCCUUCCAUGGCUCCAACCUGUCAAAGAGUAUAUCCAUAUCCAACAUCGCUGGUCACCAGGUGUUUGAUGACAUGCCUAUCAAGGGUCUGCGGUACCUGUCCCAGUCUACUGACUCUCUGUGCAAGACCAACCUGGUCAAUGAAUCUACAGAGUCACUCACAGAUGAAGGAACAGAGAUGAUUGACAGUCAGCUGAUGGGGGAGUUUGAGGCAGACCUGAAAGAGCUAGAAGCAGACUCCUGGAGCAACAUUAUGGACAGCAACUUCCUCAAACAUCUGAAGAAGGACGUCAUCAAGAGACAGGACGUCAUCUACGAGUUGAUGCAGACAGAGAUGCACCACGUGCGGACCCUGCUCAUCAUGGUGGAGGUGUACAGUAAGGGUCUGGUGAAGGAGCUGCAGCUGGAGCCUCAGACAGUAGACAGGCUGUUCCCUGCCCAGGAGGAGCUCCUGGACCUCCACACCUCCUUCCUGACACGCCUCCUGGAGAGGAAGAGGGAGAGCCAGCAGGAGGCGGAGAACGGAGGAUUCAUUAUCAACAAGAUAGGAGACAUCCUGGAGACACAGUUCUCAGGGACCAAAGCAGCGAUAAUGAAGAGAGUUUACGGGAAGUUCUGCAGCCGACACAACGAGGCCGUGAACAUCUACAAGGAGCUGCACUCCAAAGACAAACGCUUCCAGGCCUUCAUCAGGAAGAAGAUGAGUAGCAGUAUCGUCCGGAGGCUAGGUAUCCCAGAGUGCAUUCUGUUAGUCACCCAGAGGAUCACCAAGUACCCCGUCCUGAUGCAGAGAAUACUACAUCACACUAAAGAGAAUGAGGAAGACCACGAGGACCUGAGUGAUGCUCUAUACCAGGUCAAGGAGGUCAUCACUGCAGUGGACAGCAAGGUGAACGAGCAUGAGAAGAAGAGGAGGCUGAAGGAUAUCUACAGCCGGACAGACAGCAAGUCCAUUAUGAGGAUGAAGAGCGGUCAGAUGUUUGCUAGAGAGGACCUGCUCAGAGGGAGAAGAUUGCUGUAUGAUGGACCUCUGCAGCUGAAGACCUCACAGGGGAGACUCAAGGAUGUAACGGCCAUGCUUCUCUCUGAUAUCGUCGUCUUCCUGCAGGAGAAAGACCAGAAAUUCGUCUUUGCCUCUCUGGACCAGCGCUCCACGGUCCUCUCCCUCCAGAAGCUGAUCGUUAGAGAGGUGGCUAACGAGGAGAAGGGUCUCUUCCUGAUAACAGCAGGGAUGGAGAAACCAGAGAUGGUGGAGGUACACACUGCAACCAAGGAGGAACGCAACACCUGGAUGCAAAUCAUACAGGAGGCCAUGCAGUCCAUAGAGAAAGAUGAGGACGAGGGGAACCCCAGUGAAACGGAGGAGGAUAAGAGACUGCUGGAGACUAAAGCUAAGGACAUGAGAGAGAUGCUGAGGAAGAAGGAUGAGCAGAUCAUGAGUGUGCUGGAGGAGAAGAUGGCGGUGUUUAGGGAGAUGUGUGAUGUCCGGAGCCCUGGAACCCCCCCAGGUCCAGGAGAGGAGCCGGGCCCCAGCCAGGUCACCAGGGCCAAGGGGCUGUUCAGGGCUGGGAGCGGAGCGGGCUCUGAGGACGUACCUAAAGGAGAGCCCAUCAUAAAGGGAGCACUACAGGAAGUGGAGACGUUGCAGGCGCUGGUGAACGGUACUCUGGGAGGAGCGAUGGUGGGGCAGCAGGUGGUGUGUGUCCCAGAGACAGAAGGAGGAGGAGGAGGAGUGGUGGGCCUGGGCUCUGCAUGUCUCCUUCGCAGGGCCGAGACCUUCGGAGGCUUUGACUCUCACCAGAUACACUUCUCUAAGAAUGGGGACAAAGAAGAGGGAGAGGACAGAGCAGACCUUCGCAGGACAGAGUCAGACGGUGUACUGAAGAAGGGGGAGAAUGCCACGAUGCUGUUACUGAAGAGGAAGAAUGAGCAGGUCCUCCACAGUGUGAGCCACCUCCAUGACCUGCUCAGCACCCUGCAGGCAGUGGUGGUCCAGCAGGACAGCUUCAUUGAGGAUCAGCGCCAGGCUCUCACCAACCGCCCCGAACGCCUCACCUCCUUCUCCUCCUCCCGGCCCUCCUCCCGCCACAACUCCCUGAUCGAGCAGGAGAAACAACGCAGCCUGGAGAAACAGAGGCAGGAGCUGGCCACGCUGCAGCGCCAGCAGGCCACACACGACCAGGAGAAGAGGAGGAGGGAGAGGGAGUGGGAGGUGCGGGAGCAGCAGCUGACAGACAGGGAGGUGCAGCUCCUGGUACAGGAAGAGGAGACGGGGAGGAGGAGCAGGGAGCUAGAUACGGAGAGGGUGGCGCUACAAAGGAAGAAGAAGGACUAUCUGAUAGAUCUAGAGAGACUGAGAGACGCUCAGAAGAAACUAGAUCGAGACAGAGAAAACAUACACAGAGAAAUGGAGAGGGUAGAACACAUGAGAAUGGCUAAGAGGUGGAUACAGAGAACUCCCUCCUCCACCUCAGACGACUCCUCCCACUUCCCCUCCUCUACCUCCCUGGACAAAGACCCAAUGGACCCCACUGAGCUCUCCUCCUCUCCCAGGAAAGACUCCCCGACCUCGUCAAAAGGGAAGAGCCGAAACCCUUUCUCUGAGGCCCCGGCCCUAAAGGCCCAUAGUGUAGACAGUCAGAACCAGAUACCUAACAGACUGCUGCAGCUGGCUAAAGACAGGAGCCAGAACAAGAAGGACAAGAAGAAGAAGAAGGAUCAGGGUACGCAGUCACCAGAUACCCAGCACCUAGAGCCUCCUAUAGAUGGAGAGAUCUACUUCUGCUGAGGAGACCCCUCUUCAUCUCCUCCGAUGUCAAUGCAACGUCCCUCUCACCAGCUGAAUGCAAGGCCAAGUUGCCAAAGCGCCCUCAUCGUCAAACCCUCUACGUCCUCACAAACACUCCCAACUGACACCCAAUAGGAAGGUCUCUCAUCGUCAAACCCUCUACGUCCUCACAAACACUCCCGACUGACACCCAAUAGGAAGGUCUCUCAUCGUCAAACCCUCUACGUCCUCACAAACACUCCCGACUGACACACAAUAGGAAGGUCUCUCAUCGUGUGUGUCAUAAGCUCCAACUGCAAUGUUCUGUCUCAGUGCUCACUACAGAUUGGCUCCUGACUUUUACCUGCUGAAAAAAUAUGACAAUAAUGAAACUGCUUCUAUGUUAGAUACUGUAGGUUAAAGAUUGUCUAUAACAAUAAUGAAACUGUUUCUAUGUCAGAUACUGUAGGUUAAAGAUUGUCUAUAACAAUAAGGAAACUGCUUCUAUGUCAGAUACUGUAGGUUAAAGAUUGUCUAUAACAAUAAGGAAACUGAUUCUAUGUCAGAUACUGUAGGUUAAAGAUUGUCUAUAACAUUAAGGAAACUGUUUCUAUGUCAGAUACUGUAGGUUAAAGAUUGUCUAUAACAAUAAGGAAACUGCUUCUAUGUCAGAUACUGUAGGUUAAAGAUUGUCUAUAACAUUAAGGAAACUGCUUCUAUGUCAGAUACUGUAGGUUAAAGAUUGUCUAUAACAAUAAGGAAACUGAUUCUAUAAUAGAUACUGUAGGUUAAAGAUUGUCUAUAACAUUAAGGAAACUGCUUCUAUGUCAGAUACUGUAGGUUAAAGAUUGUCUAUAACAAGAAGGAAACUGAUUCUAUGUUAGAUACUGUAGGUAUGUGAUGGACUAAAUGAAGACAAUACCAUUAUCCUAACCAAUGAGGAUGGAGAGUGAUUUGAGCUACAGAGUAAUCGUCUCUGAAUGGUUUUAAAUGAGCAGGUCUAAGAGUCUGUCUAUCCUCUAUGGAAUGACAUAGAAUCUGAAUGGUUUUAAAUGAGCAGGUCUAGGGGUCUGUCUAUCCUCUAUGGAAUGACAUAGAAUCUGAAUGGUUUUAAAUGAGCAGGUCUAGGAGUCUGUCUAUGCUCUAUGGAAUAACAUAGAAUCUGAAUGGUUUUUAAAUGAGCAGGUCUAGGAGUCUGUCUAUGCUCUGUAUGGAAUAACAUAGAAUCUGAAUGGUUUUAAAUGAGCAGGUCUAGGAGUCUGUCUAUGCUCUAUGGAAUGACAUAGAAUCUGAAUGGUUUUUAAAUGAGCAGGUCUAGGAGUCUGUCUAUGCUCUGUAUGGAAUAACAUAGAAUCUGAAUGGUUUUAAAUGAGCAGGUCUAGGAGUCUGUCUAUGCUCUAUGGAAUGACAUAGAAUCUGAAUGGUUUUUAAAUGAGCAGGUCUAGGAGUCUGUCUGUGCUC